Camponotus floridanus (Florida carpenter ant) is the source of this 2472-nucleotide messenger RNA. Its product is annotated as U8-agatoxin-Ao1a. Gene Ontology annotation, cellular component: extracellular region. Gene Ontology annotation, molecular function: ion channel inhibitor activity. Lineage: Eukaryota; Metazoa; Arthropoda; Insecta; Hymenoptera; Formicidae. The record is from RefSeq and is a predicted model, not a curated record. The transcript has 3 exons. The coding region runs from base 182 to 511 and encodes 109 amino acids.
ACGAUCGUGGUGGAACCCUCACUCGCACCCCAGUACCCGGUGCCGAUCAGCCGAGGGUGAGAUUCCUAUCCGAAACGGAGAAGACGACCGGGAACGUCGGGACUUUGUCUUACAUCUCUUCCCCUUUUUCACGGAUUUUCGUGAGCGCGAACCGUGACCCGAGCGACCGCAUCGCGAAGCAAUGAGAUCCUGGUUAUUGUGGUUGUCCCUUCUGUUGGUCGUCCUGGCUGACAGAGGCUUUGCCAGUCCUUACUUCGACGACGGUGAAGACGUAGGCGAUUUCCAAGGUGGCGACUCCUCGGAUUAUACAGACAAUGCUUUGGAGAAUCUGAUGCGAGCGGCACAAAAACGUACCUCGUUGAUAUACUUGUUUAGGCGGGCUUGCAUAAGACGCGGGGGCAACUGCGAUCACCGGCCGAAGGACUGCUGCUACAGCUCCAGCUGCCGGUGCAAUCUCUGGGGCUCCAAUUGCCAGUGUCAACGGAUGGGUCUCUUCCAGAAGUGGGGCUAAGCUACCUCCUUUUCUCUCUUCCUUUCCCCCCCCCCUCCACCGUCCCCCUUUCCCCUCCCGCCAUUCUAAGUCCUCCUAAGUCUUCCUACGCGCGUUUCCCGUUUCCCGUUUCCUUUUUCUUUCUUUUCUUUUCUCUCUUCGCUUUUAUUACGCGGGAGAUUAUCCCGACAACAAUAUCCUCCUCCUCGAGCACACUCGGACGUUCCUUCCGUACAAUUUAACCUCCCACCCGAUAUAUUUAUAUAUCCUAUGGGAAUAAUUCUCCAACGUUUUCAAUAUUGCUUAUCAAUUUAUAUUCUCGACUAAAAUGAAGGCCUCGAUGAUACGCUUGAUACCGUUUUUGUUCAUGUCCCUUGGAUCCUUUUUCGUCGCGAUAAUACGCGAUAUUAACUUGGAACACGGUACUCUCGAAAAACCUCUGCAUGUUUUUCCACGAUAUCUCAAGUCUCCCUCAAGUCUACCUCUCUCGCGAUAUUCGAUAGAAGAGAACUGCGCUAAUCAUUUAAUUAUGCUUAACGAUUUUCUCCUUCUAGAUCGUAACUUCAAUUAUAAUAUCGAUAAUGCGACAAAUAUAAUUAAUUGAUAGCCAAUUAUAAUGCAAUCGAUCCUUAUCGAAGAUCGCGAUUCUCGUGAGAAUUAUUAUAUUAAAUGACGUUUUACUCUGAUCGUUAUAUUUCUUUUUCUUCGUUAUAUUUCUUUUUAUUCGUAUUCACUAUUUAUUUCAUUAAAAAUACUCUUUCCUAAAUCCCUGCUUGGAUUUUUCAUCGUUUCAUCAACGAAGGACAUCAUCAAAUCGGAGCAAAAUAUAACGAACAUCAAAGGAUUAAACGUUCUUUUGGAUCCGAUUGGAUUUUCCGAAUGCGACGCACAAAGAAUACAGCCAUGAAAAUGUAUCUAUAAUUUCAAUCCCUAUAGUUUCCGCCUGUUGCAAAAUAAAAAAUAAUUGAUAAGUCGAAAUAUAAUCAAUUUCACGAAUAUUUAUUCAAUUUUGGAUAAGUUUGGAAAAUAUUAUAUGUAUAAAUGUAUAAUAAAAUUGCGUUUACUUUGUAACGACGAUAAUAUUGCUUAUCAAUUCUUCUUUGAAAGAUCUUUGAUUGAAAAGGAAAGUUUUUGUCACUCAUAUACUUUCCUACAAAAUUUAAAAAUUUAAUUUAAAAAAUUUAAUUUUUAAUUUAACUAUAAAUAAAUCACUGGAAAAAAUACGUUCAAACUAACAUAUAUUUAUGUUUUAAUAUAUUUAUGUAAAAUUGUCAAACAUAAUUAGGCUUGAUUCCGCUGCUCCUUUUCGACGAUACUUUCGGACCUUCAAGAGUUUAUCUACAGAGAAUCUAUAUAAUUCGACUCUCCCGUUAUGAAUAAUAAAAUCUACGAAAAAUCUCGACAUUAGAUAGAAGUGUAAUUCUUUAUGGCGAAUCAAACAAGAUUCUCACAUAUCUACGGAACUUUGCAAUCUUUCUGGAUGGGAUGAAAAAUUCGGAAAAAACGUUAAAGAGAAUUAUAAAUUACGAGAAUUACUGCCCUCUGAUUGGAGAUAUCUCUCCGGCCACUUUCGCCAAUCAGAUCGUCGGUGUUCCUUAACCGUUAUUCCAUCAAGAAUGAUUGCGAAUAAUCGAUAGAAUAAUUAAGAUUCAGUGUAACGGGAGAGGGAUUUCUUCCGGUCAAGUGCGGAAAUCGAGACGAUCAAGAGGACGUGAAAUCAUUGUAUAGUCGUCUCGGCAGAGAGAUAAUUAAUAUGUAUAUGUGUCUAAAAUGACGGCGAUUUAUUUAAAAGCAUAUUUUGACAUGUAGAUACACAGACGACAUGCAAUUUACAUUCUCUGUACCAUCUCUUGAACUUUAAACACAUUAUCUACUUAUAUAUGUAUAUGCAUACGAAUUAUAAAGUAUAAAUACUACAAUAAUAAAUGUUAUGCAUUGUAUCUGAAGGUGGAUGUACACGUAUAUCGAUAUAUAUAUAUAUA